Molecule: messenger RNA, 324 nt
Organism: Schizosaccharomyces octosporus yFS286
Lineage: Eukaryota; Fungi; Ascomycota; Schizosaccharomycetes; Schizosaccharomycetales; Schizosaccharomycetaceae
Product: hypoxia induced family protein
Exons: 1
Coding region: 1-324 (107 amino acids)
Biological process (GO): mitochondrial respirasome assembly
Cellular component (GO): mitochondrion
Source: RefSeq, a predicted model, not a curated record
AUGAGUUCAAAUCCUAUAGAACAAAACCAAGAACAAGCUCAAAUAGAGUUGGCAACAAAACCUUCAAAUCAAGAGAUAACAAUGUCUCGUUCAGAAAAACUAACCUACGUUCUUAUUCACAACCCUUUAAUUCCUCUUGGGUGCGUCAUGACUGUGGGAACGUUCUUGGCUUCUGGAUAUCAUCUGAGAAGAGGUAAUGAACUCAAGGCAAACCGGUUCAUGAAAUACCGAGUCUUGUCUCAAGGAUUCACCCUUGCAGCUGUCGCGUUCGGGGUUCUCUUUAUGAAUCCUAAGCCCAAGCCUGCUCCCCCGAAACCGUAUUAA